Molecule: messenger RNA, 3997 nt
Organism: Agrilus planipennis (emerald ash borer)
Lineage: Eukaryota; Metazoa; Arthropoda; Insecta; Coleoptera; Buprestidae
Exons: 5
Coding region: 149-649 (166 amino acids)
Biological process (GO): cell-cell adhesion
Cellular component (GO): cell-cell junction
Source: RefSeq, a predicted model, not a curated record
UUUGCAGUUCUACAACGCUUGCUGGGUGUGCCUUUUCGAAACUGAUAGCGGUUAUCAUUGCGAGGACUCCAAUGCGUUUUGCGAUAUUAACUUUUUAGUUUUAUUUAGUUCGGUACACUGACUGAAUGAGAUUAUUAAAACCUCAAAAAUGGCAGAGGAAGAAAAAGAUGAUGAGGAAAUGAUGGCUCCUACUACAACUAUAGAAACCGUUACGAUUACAAGGCCGCUCAAGGUAAUUGCAUUUAUAUGUGGGCUUAUCGUUAUCAUAUUAAUGAUAAUGGGAUUGGCGUCCACCGAUUGGUUGAUGGCCGCCGGAUGGAGACAGGGUUUGUUCGUCCAUUGCAUAGAAGAGAACGCGCAACAACCUCUGCCAUUUAACUUGCAAGAUCCUCCAGGAUGUUAUCAAUCCAGAGAUUCCGGUAACUUUGUUUCCAUUCUUAUCGCUCUUAUCAUCUACCCUGUAUGUUUCGCGAGAGAGUUAAAUUUAGGUAACCGUACGAUAUGGGAAUUCGGCUGGGCGUAUGGGGUCGGAUGGGGGGCAGCAAUAUUUCUUUUCGGCGGUGUUGUUCUUUUAAUGUGCGACAAAGAAAACGAACAAAUUUACUACAAGGAGCGAAAGAUAGUACACGACAAUGAUUCGAGAGCCUAGUGGCCACAAAGUCUGCCCGACGUUGUUCUCUAAAAAUCGUAAAAUGUGUUCCGCGUGAUUGCAUGAAUGGACGUUUGAAUGUGCACCAUAUUAGUGUUACUUGUAAAUAUAUUGCACGAUUUAGUUGCCUACAAAAUCUACAGUUUUGCCUUGGGGUAUACCAUUUUCUUUAGUUUCAUUAAAUUUUUUUCCGAAUUAGGAAUUAAAAUAAAUAUGAUAUAUUUUUUUGGGGACAUUCUUGUGAAUCACUUUCUAUAUUUAAUUACAUUUUUUCUUGUGCAAAUGACUAGUUACGUUUUAAAGGCACUUUGGUGUUUAAAAAGACUGACGACUACAAGGCAUAAAAUUGCGUAAAAAGGCAAUUAAAUCAGGCAAAUUUCUUAAUUUAUUUCGUUUUGCUUGCCUGGUAUUCCCGCCAGUGAGCUGUUUUGUGCUCGUUACCAUUUUAAUAACGGUCAAUUUUAUGGCACCCCUGCAAUAUUUGUUAACAGUAUAAAAGAUUGCCAUUGGCGAAGGUGUAAUUAGUACAUCACUUAAAGUAUGACAGGUAAGAUAACGAAUAUUGACAGGGUUGCCAUUAGUUGAUUGUUCAUUGGAUGUUUGCAUAGAACGACUGAGAGACAACGCGGGCAGGCUUGUUGUGAGUAGUGCAAAUACUAUGUUACACCAUAUAUUAAUCAUAAUAAAUCUAUACAUUCAUGCUAUGGACAUUUGACGAACUGCAGCUAUGAGGCAAAAAUAGGUCGUACAAUUAUUAAUUAGAUAUGUCGAUAAAGAAUCGUGAAUGUCGGUAUGUGUGAUGGAUGUAAAAUAUAUAUACAGGGCAAGAAAAAAAUUCGUUGUAAUUGUAAUUGCUUCGUUUUGAUUUUUCCACCAAUUUUUGUAUUGGAAUUGUACAUUAAUAUUAUUUCACUGUAAUGCAUGCGACACGUAUUAUAUUUCUUUUUGCUCUGUAUAAAAUCAUUGCGAAGUGUUUUAAAAGAAUAAUAACAUGUGUUUGGUGAAAAACUGAAAUGAGAUCAACAAAAAUUCUAGCUAUUCUUUUUAGAUUUAGGACACUGUUUUUUUCGUUCUGUUAAUAUCCAUGCCUUUUCUAGAUUUAUAAACAUGAUUAAUUUGAAGGUCUUUGCAAAAGAUAGUUUCAUUAUUCUCGUCAUUCCUUAAUUAUGAGCACAACACUUGUUGUUACACUUUUAUUUGUACAUGCAGUGUAUAUUGUCGUACGUUCAAUAAAGUACAUAACAAUAAUAACGAAAAAUCGGUGAUAUUUUGCAAAAUACUUCUCAACUACCUAGAAAUCUAGAAAAGUCAAAUAAAAAAAUUGAUGAAAACGUUAAGUAAGGUAACUCUGUGCUAAAUUUAAAAAGGGUAGCUGAAAGCUUAUUAAUUUUUCAGCAGAUUUCUGAGGAAUUUUCCUUACGUUGUAAACCACUGUAAUAUUUAAAAACACUUCGUACAUUGUAAAUAGCCUUAGCUUAGGACUGUAUAAAAUUAUAAUAUAAAAAGUAAUAUUAUAGCAAGACGCGAUAAAAAUUAAUGAAUUCUAUUUACAUUAUGUACAAACUAAUAAGAAUUUAAUAAGAAUACUCGAUUGCUAAUUACAAGUGCAAAUGGAUAAAAAUUUACUUUUCUCGUAACAAAGACUGUUAAAAAAAAAACCGAGGGAGCUUCAUUAUCAAAAGCACAGUAGCGGACCCUCAGAAUGUGAUUCGUAAUUUUAAUUGUAAGCAAUGAGAACGUUUUUCAUUAAUUUGGUGAUUUAAUGUUUCCACUUAUUUUAUGGAAUUGACCUGUACUUGAUGUUCCUUAACAUACUUUCUUUAAUGUAGCUUUGUUACAUCCUCAUAUUUUUUUUAGAGUAAAAGAAAAACUAUCAACAUGCUUGCAUAUCUGUAUACCUAUUAAUUUUGUAAUAACUGUUUAAUUAUUGGUUGAUACGCGCAAAUUUCAGUAGUUUACUCUCACACCUCUAAGGCAGUCAUUACGUUUUAAAUGCUGAAUAAUGUGAAAUGCAUCUAAAAUAUUAGAGAUUACUCUCUUUUCUCUACUCGCUCCUUGACUUAGAUUUUUAUAUGCAUAAAUGAGAGUACCUUUACAAAUUUCUUACUCACGUUUUUAUGAACUUUAAAUGAAGUGGCUACUUUAAAACUGUGAGACUAAUCACUCAAUUUUAUGUUUUUACAAUAUACUCUAUGUAUAUUUAAUUACUUGUAGUGAGUACCAUGUUGUUGUGAGAAAGGAUAUUCCAAAUUGUAGAUGUAGGUUUUUGAGAAGUUAUUCAAUCAAUUUUUUGCUUUGAAAUAACAAUAACAAACAUAUCCAAAUAUUACCAUGCAUAAUACCCUACACCUAUUUACGAUAAAUUCAUAACGGUAAACGAUUAAUGUGGUAUAACAUUUGCUAAAAAUACAUAUCUGAUUAGUUUGUAGAUACAAAUUGUUGUUCUGUCAUCUGUUUUAGUGAACACAAAAUUGAUAAUAGUUAAGAAAGACGUAUACUUUCUUGUAAUGUUGCUAUUUUUUUUUUAUUAUUUUUUUGUAAUAUGUGUAUUUUUGUUGGUAGAAAAAUAUCUUCGGUAAAGGACUGUUGAUGAUUAAGAGUAUGACAAUUGGGUUUACAAUGAAUUCAUUAAGUUUGCUAAGAGGUUUUUAUUGUUAUUUAUGCUUAUUGUAAGAAUUCAUAAAGUUUAGGAUCACUCCAAUAGUUAAAAGCAAUUAUUUUGGUAGUCAAACUUCGCAUUUUGGACAUUUGGAUGAAGUACGUCGUCUUAGUCGAAUUAUUUAUUGGAUUGAUCUUUAAUGUUAUAAAUUAUUAAGAUACGUAUAAGGAACAAUAACAAAAAGCAUUUCAGCAAAGCAUUGCUAUGGGAGUUACAUUCAUACUCUUAUUGACCUUAGUCUUUUAAGAGCAACAUAAAUGAAGUACUUUGUUGUCUUUUGUAAAGUCUAUACAAAAGGAGUCCAAUCUCUGUAUAAAAAUGGACGGUUUUCAGGCUAGCCUGGUUUUCACGUUAUGACAUGAAAAUUGGACUCAUCGCAUAAAGACUUCAUCAUUUAGUGUAAUAGUAUCCAUGUUAUGUAAUUAUUUCUCUAAUUUAUGAUUUGUGAGCAGCAAUUUUUGAAUUUAUUCUUAAAAUUUAAGAAUGGUAAGUGUAUAUUAAGCUGGACCAAACCUAUUUGGUACUUUCUUCCAAUUUUUCGCUUUUCUAUUUCGCCCUUACACAAAUAAGAAAUGUUUGUUUUUGUUGUAAUAUUUUAUGAAAUGGAAUAUCAAACGUGUAUUAAUGAUUGUAAAUUACUUUUUUGCUUGGACAAAAUGAAAAUAAAAUAAUUAUUUAAUGUACUCUCA